AUGGCAAAGACAAAUACGAAACCCAACAUGAUCUCUUUUGAAGCAAAGCCAUACGCUUUUUCCUUUCCCUUGGACCACACUGCAUUGCUCAUAAUAGAUAUGCAGCGCGACUUCCUACUUCCCCAAGGAUUCGGUGAGAUCCAGGGUGGAAACUUGGAAGCGGUUCAAGUUUCCAUUGAGCCCACCAAACGACUCCUUGACGCAUGUCGAAGCGCAGGCAUGGCCGUUUUUCAUACACGCGAAGGACAUAAACCGGACCUCUCAGACUGCCCCUCAUCAAAGCUCGUUAGGCAAGAAGCAGCCCCUGGCAAUACCCAGCACAAACUAGUCAUUGGCGACAAGGGGGAACUGGGUCGCCUGUUGACCAGAGGGGAAUACGGCCACGAUAUUAUUGAUGAAUUGAAGCCGCUACCUGGCGAGGUGAUCAUCGAUAAACCUGGCAAAGGCUCAUUCUGGAACACGCCCAUCCUACAUCAGCUCAAAGCGCGGGCCAUCACACAUUUGAUUGUUUCGGGCGUCACUACAGAAUGCUGCUUCGCUACAACCAUUCGAGAAGCAAACGACCGCGGCUUCGAAUGCUGCGGCAUCGAAGAAGCAACCAGUGGAUAUAAUGAUGCAUGCUUUAAGAAGCCAACAUUAGACAUGAUUCACUGGUCGCAAGGCCUCUUCGGCUUCAUCGGCAGUCUACAGCCCCUCGUUGAGGCUCUUGAGCCUUUCUCCACAAAGCAGAUUCAACUUGGAUCUACGCCUCCUCAAACGCCGCCCGAAUUCGAUGGCGACCUCACAAUAUCCAGUCUACAACGAGCCUACAGGAACGGUCUUUCACCCCUGACUGUCGUUGAGGCAGUCUACCGUAAAAUCGAAGCAUACAAAAAGAUCGACCCAGCCGUAUGGAUCCACAUCCAACCCCUCGAAUCCGCUCUGGAAGCUGCUCGAGACCUAAUCACCAAAUUCCCCGACCGAACCGCCCUCCCCCCUCUCUUUGGCAUCCCCUUCAGUGUCAAAGACAGCAUCGACAUCGCAGGUCUCCCCACCACAACCGCCUGCCCGCCUCUUGCCCACAUCCCCUCCACCUCGGCCGUCGUCUACGAAAAAGUCAUUUCCCAGGGCGCCCUCUUUAUUGGCAAAACGAACCUCGACCAACUCGCCACAGGCCUAGUCGGCUGCCGCAGUCCCUACGGCAUCCCCCACUCCAUCUACCACCCCUCGUACAUAAGCGGCGGCUCCAGCAGCGGCAGCGCCGUCUCCGUAGCCGCCAACCUCGUUUCCUUCUCUCUCGCCACCGACACCGCAGGCUCCGGGCGCGUCCCCGCAGGUCUAAACGGCAUCGUAGGUUUCAAACCCACACGCGGCACCAUCUCCUUCCGCGGCAUAACACCCGCCUGUCUCUCCCUCGACUGCAUAGCCCUCGCUACAAAAACCAUCCCAGACGCCCGUACGCUCUGGCAAGUGCUAGAAAGUUACGACCCCCUAGACCCUUACUCGAAACCAGCCCUACUAGCGUUUGAACGCCACAUCAACAGCACCGGCCCCCAAUCCUCAACCUUCAAAUUCGGAAUCCCGCCCCAAGAAGCCCUCGCCGUUUGCUCCGCCCCUACACGCCGUCUCUUCAACGCCACAGUAUCGAAAUUGCAAUCCCUCGGCGGCAUCCUCACCCCGAUACCCUGGUCCCCCUUCCAAAAAGCAGGCAAUCUACUCUACGAAGGCACCUUUGUCUCCGAGCGCCUCGCCUCUCUCCCCAACGACUUUCUCGAGAAAAAUCGGGAGAGAUUGCAUCCAGUCACCGCACAGCUAAUGGAUGCCGUCACGCAAAGAAAGAGCACGGCCGUAGAUGCAUAUCGCGAUUUACAAGCCAAAACACUGUAUACGCGCCAGGCAGAAGACGUGUUUGCGUAUGCGGCCCAUGGAAUUGAUGUCCUUGUUGUGCCGACGACGCCGACGCAUUGGCGCAUUGACGAAGUACUGGAGGAUCCGAUUGCCAAGAAUAGCGUGUUGGGCGAGUUUACGCAUUGUGGGAAUGUGUUGGAUUUGUGUGGCGUUGCGGUGCCGGCGGGGACGUAUCCGGUUGGGGAAUUGAGUGGAAAGGAGGAAGAUGAGGGUGUGUUGCCGUUUAGUGUGACGUUUUUGAGUGGAUCGAGGUUGGAUGCUGAGAUGUUGGAGAUUGCGAGGCGGUUUGAGGAGAGCAUGUGUGGGUAG
Molecule: messenger RNA, 2196 nt
Organism: Bipolaris victoriae FI3
Lineage: Eukaryota; Fungi; Ascomycota; Dothideomycetes; Pleosporales; Pleosporaceae
Exons: 1
Coding region: 1-2196 (731 amino acids)
Source: RefSeq, a predicted model, not a curated record